AUGGCGAAACGGAAAAGAUCGUCCGACGAGACUCUCGAGGAGAAGCUCCCCCAAUUCAAGACGGACUUGUUCCGUGCUCUCAAAAAGGUCAAAGGGUUCGAGCGGCAGAGGCUGAGCCGGCGACUUCACGAAAAGGGACUCGCCGAGGACAGGAAGGAGAAGUAUGAGCUGGAGGUUGCCGUGCUCAAGUCCUUGGACCUGCAUCAGACCGCCUACCACUACCUCUACGCCUCCCUCCUCAAAAUCAAAUCCAUCGCGAACCACCCGGACCUACCCAUGGAAGUGCGCCGGGGACUUGCGAAACCGGUCCUGGAAGAGAAAGAGAAGGCGGCGCUGCAGCAUGUUACGAGCUGUUUGUUCAACAGGCUAGAGGUGAAGCAGGUUACGGAGAGGAUAAUUGGCGAGGCGUGCGAGACUUUGGGGCUGCCGAUGCCGGAGAGGAAGAGGGCGAAGAAGAAGGGGGAUAAGGAUAAAGACGAGGAGCAGGAGGGGAAAGAAUUUAUUGAGAAGGCGGAUGAUACAGACAAUGAGGAGGAAGAGGUCGCAAACACACGGGUGAGCGAAGCAAGGAACAGGAAGAUGGAGAAGGCAGAGAAGACAGGGAAGGAGGAGAAGAGGCCCAGGAAGGAAAAGGAGCAGGCGGCCGAUGAUAUCAGCAUAUCUGGCAGCGAGGACGAAUACUCCGACACCGACGCCGAGGAGCGAGCGUUCGCCAAGUUCGACAGAUUAGUCGGCGGUUCGUCCGACUCAGACGCCGACAGUGAGUCCGAAUCAGACGGCGGCGUGACGCUACAAAAGGGGAGGAGAACUACGAGAACCAUACGGGUGCGGGACAUGUCCAUCUCGCUAUCCCCGGAAUCAAGCGGCGUCUCGGGAUCAGAAGCCGAGUCUGAACCUGAACUUGAGUCUGAAUCUGAGUCCGAGUCCGAGUUCGAAGGAUUUUCCGACCCCGAGCCUGAAGAUACCCUGGCUGCCAAGCCAGCCACUACCACUACACCUUCGACGAAGCAGGCGAAGACGAAAGCCGCGAAACCUGCCGCCGCGCCUCCAUCGCGCCCAACCGACUCCACAUUCCUCCCCUCGCUAAUGGGCGGCUACAUCUCCGGAUCAGAAUCAGCAUCCGACGUCGACGUCGCCCCGCGCAAGAACCGCCUCGGCCAAAAGCAGCGCCAAGCCAUCUGGGAGAAGAAGUUCGGCGCCAAAGCCAAACACUUACAGCAGCCGCAGAAGCCGCAAGGGGGUAAGGGCAAGAAUAAGAGGGAUGACGGGUGGGAUAUGCGGAGGGGCGCUGUUGGGGAGGAGGACGAGAGGCAGAGGAAGCCGUGGAAGAAGGGGAUUGAGAAUCCGCUUGCGGCUUUGAGGAAGGGAGGGAGGGCUGGUGAGGAAGAGGCGAAGAGGAAACCUACGAAGAAGGAUGACGAGGGGCCGUUGCAUCCUAGUUGGGAGGCGCGGAAGAAGGCGAAGCAGGGGCAACCACAAAAGAUUGUGAUCGGGGCGAACUUAGCGAACAAGAUCGUCUUUGAUUAA
Molecule: messenger RNA, 1527 nt
Organism: Scedosporium apiospermum
Lineage: Eukaryota; Fungi; Ascomycota; Sordariomycetes; Microascales; Microascaceae
Exons: 2
Coding region: 1-1527 (508 amino acids)
Biological process (GO): maturation of SSU-rRNA
Cellular component (GO): nucleus; 90S preribosome
Source: RefSeq, a predicted model, not a curated record